Sphaeramia orbicularis (orbiculate cardinalfish) is the source of this 954-nucleotide messenger RNA. It is a transcript of the gene cenpv, whose product is annotated as centromere protein V. The record is from RefSeq and is a predicted model, not a curated record. Gene Ontology annotation, molecular function: carbon-sulfur lyase activity. Bases 462 to 896 code for a protein of 144 amino acids. Lineage: Eukaryota; Metazoa; Chordata; Actinopteri; Kurtiformes; Apogonidae. The transcript is spliced from 6 exons.
ACAAGAGGUAAAUUUAAACACCUAUGUAUGAAGUCAUAAUACAGUUAGAAAUGAGUCUGCUCAUUUAAUAAAUGUGUCAUAGUGGGUUAUCAUUUAAAAAGGCAUAUUAGAAACAUAAUACAGUUAUACUGGAAAAACUUCAAACAGAUUAAAUAGGUCGUGGCCUCAGAACUGUGUCCCUCCGCAGCCAUUCCACACUCAGCGCCAUUUUGAGUGCAGACUGACCUUCCUUUUGUUCCGCUGCCGCUAAUGGACGAUACUGGAAAUGUGGAGUCAUUGUUGAAGCUAACAUUAGCCUUCGUUCUACCGCCUCACAGAUUCAACGUAGUCAACAUCGACACGACAAAUCCAAGUUUCAGGUGCGGCCGGGUCACGUGGCUGACAGCCUGACGCUGCAUGUACGGAAACGCCCUGGAGUACAAUGGGUGCAAAGGAACCUGAACGUCACAAGACACGAGGAGAUGGAGGCGGUCAAACACACGGGCGGAUGCCACUGUGGAGCGGUUCGCUUCGAGGUCUGGGCUUCACCACACCUCCACGUUUUCCACUGCAAUUGUAGCAUCUGCACCAAGAAACAAAACCAUCACUUCAUUGUCCCAAAAUGUAACUUCACACUCUUACAGGGUUCGGACAAUCUGACAACGUACACGUUCAACACACACGUGGCCAAACACACCUUCUGUAAGACCUGUGGAGUUCAGAGCUUCUACAGCCCACGCUCCAACCCUGACGGCUACGGUGUUGCUCCUCAUUGUUUGGAUCCAGGUUCUGUUGCCAGUGUGACAGUGGAACAGUUCUGUGGUGAACAGUGGGAGGAGACCAUGCGGACCCAUGGGACCAUCAGAGCCAUGUCCAGACCUGCAGGAACAUCAGCUGAGAACCAACACAAACACUGACACACUCAUCCAACGGCUUUAAUCCACAGUGUUUGGAACUAAUAAACGGUAGAACAUG